Striga asiatica is the source of this 2152-nucleotide messenger RNA. The record is from the annotation of a GenBank genome assembly. Lineage: Eukaryota; Viridiplantae; Streptophyta; Magnoliopsida; Lamiales; Orobanchaceae.
AUGGAUCACGAUUACAGAUAUUAUCUAUUGUUCCAGAUAGGAGUGGAAGGAUUUGAAAACGACGACGACGAAGAGUACCAAGAAGAGGAACAAAACGUAGAAGAAGAAGAAGAGGAACAAAACGAAGAAGAAGAAGAAGAAGAAGAAGAGGAACAAGACGAAGAAGAAGAAGAGGAAGAUGAAAACGAAGGAGAAGAAGAGACGGAAGAUGAAGAUGAUAACGGCGACGGCGCGGAGGAGGGUGAAUUGAAUGGUAACAACGGUGACGGUAUCAGUGUCACUACGGGCACGACGCCGUCUGGAGAAGUUGUGAUUAUUGAAGACGAUGACGCCACGGAGGAGGCUGAGCGUGAAAGAGGCUGCAAAAAGGGGAGGGUCAGUGGUAGUGGUAAAGGGGGUGAAACGGCGUCGUUGAAGGGCAAGGAUGGUGGAGAAUUUGGAGAGUUCAACAGAGGUGAAGUGGAUGGAUUAUUUUGCCCCAUCUGCUUUGAAGCCUGGUCUUCUGGUGGUGAUCACCAUAUAUGGCUCGAGCAAGGUUUGAUUAGUUGCCCUCAAUGUAAAAAGAACUGUCGGGUGAAAGACAUUCGUCUACUUUAUGCUACGCAAAUAGUUGCCAUUGAUGGGGAGCUUCAGAAGACAGUACGAUCACUUGAAGCUAAAUGUGCAUCUCUUGAGAAACAGGGCGCUGAGUGGUUUAAUAAGGAACUGGAAUGGAAGAAAAAAGAAAGUGAUUUGUGCAAGCAAGUUCAAUAUCUUGAAGAGCGGACUCGAAACCUGGAGGUCCUUCUAAAAAAUGAGGAAUGUAGAGCUUCAGGAUCAUCUUCAUCCAAUUGGAAUUCUCUAGGAAAAUCAACCUUAGGACCUGAUGCUAGCAGUAAUUUUCACAUGCAAGGAUGUUCAAAUGAAUAUACAAUACAGAAGAACUUCCAGAUAGAUGGGGCUCGACUCUUUGACGUUGAUUCUUUGAGUGAGAACUAUAUAUUUGCUCGAAGGCUUCUAGGAAUGGGGGGAAUGCACGUGUUAACGAAAGUAUGCGUGUUACAUAGUAACGAGAAGGAAGACAUUCGGCUCCCUGAGAACACAAAAGCUGUUAAGGACCUGCGACUUUCUCCGGAUGCUAGAUUAGUGCUGUUGGCAUCCUUGGGAAAAAAGCUAUCAGUUGUUAGCACAGAGAGCAACAAUACUGUUCUUACUUGGGAUUUGCAGGCUGCUGCCUGGUCAUGUUCAUGGGAUGUUUCCGAUUCUCAUUACGUGUACACGGGCUUGCAGAAUGGCACGGUUUUGCAGUUUGACGUUCGUCACACCACGAGAUAUGUAGAAUCCUUGAAUGGGUUGACUUGCAAUCCAGUCCAUUCAUUAUAUUCUCUUUCACCCUCUUCAUCUCGCAGUUCUUCUACCAGAAACGUUCUAACCAAAAACAUCCUAACGGCAUCUUCACUUGGCUUAUGUCAAUGGGAUUUUGGUGUAAAUCAAGAAAGGCCAUACUUAAUUCCCGGAUCAGACGAGCAAGGGGUUUGUAUUUCUCUAGCUCACUGUAAAACCAGUGACGAUAUUGUCGCUUCAUAUCGUCCUAAAAUCGAGAUAAUCGAUGGCUUCACUAUUUCUCAACCGACACAAAGUGCAGCCUGGCAAGGGACAUGGGGAACGCACAUCUAUUAUGAAAAAAACACUUCUGGUUACGAAAAAUUUCGAGCUAUUUGUGCCAAAGUGAGUGAUAUUAGACUCCCUAAGUCUGCCAUUAUUGAUGGGAUGUACGAAAACCGUUCAUUUGCUUCUGGAGAAGAGUCGACUGGUGAACUCGUGCUGUAUGACUUGCCGUUUUUAUCGGAUUCUGGUCGACUUAAACUCACGAGCAAUCCUAUUCGUGAUGUGAAGUAUGUCCGCGGUUUGCAUUCGAAACUACUGAGCUGUUUGAGUGAGGAUACUCUGCAGCUAUAUACACAGCAGCUAAGAGAUUGAGAAUGUAGAAAUUAAUCUGUGUAUUACUGAUGAUUAUUUAUUAUUAUGUGAAGUUCGAGUGCAGAUUGUCUUGAUAAAUAAUUCGAAUUAGACCUUUUUUUUCCGAAGUAAUAUUGUUUUAUAUACAAUAGUUUCAUUUUGAGUGUUCAUGGAUAUGCAAUGACUGGAAUUUUGGACGUGGGCAAUGUUUUCA